Theobroma cacao (cacao) is the source of this 2101-nucleotide messenger RNA. RefSeq names its product IQ-domain 12 (gene IQD12). Lineage: Eukaryota; Viridiplantae; Streptophyta; Magnoliopsida; Malvales; Malvaceae. Gene Ontology annotation, molecular function: protein binding. The record is from RefSeq and is a predicted model, not a curated record.
AAAGAGAAAAGAGAGAGAAAAAAAAAGGGAAAAUACACUUUGCUCUUUAAGUCAUGAUUCAUUUGAGGAGGUCAUAGUGCCUGCAUUUGCCACAUCAUUGGAAAUGAGUUGAUGUGGUAAUGCAAAAACUUCAUACUUUCUUUUCUGUUUCAAGUCCACUCUUUUUUGCUUUUCCAUCAGCAUUUGAUUAUCCUAGUUGAAAAACAAGGCAAUGUUCAUAUAUAUUCAGAGCUGCAAAUUCAAUAGAGAAAGUAAGAGGAAUGACCCACUUUGAUUAUCAUCAUCAAUAUAUAUGGUGAAGGUUGUCUGUGGGUUUGUUUGAGGUGUUUCAAUAUUAUGAAACAAGGAAUUCAGUAGGUGUGACUUCAUGUAUAAAAGAUGCUCUGCAAUGAAUUUGAUUAAAAUCCUUCCAUGAAUUCAAUGGGAAAGAAAAGGAGCUGGUUUAGUUGGGUGAAGAAGAUAUUCACUUCUGAUGCAAAAACAAAAACAGAAAAGAAAUCAAGGAGGUGGAGAUGGAUUCUUGGAAGGCUGAAGCUUAAGCAAUACCACCCUGCACUUCCAGCACCACAGACAUCAUUUUGUCAAGCAACAGAGGAGCAAAGAAAGCAUGCUCUGAAUGUUGCCAUUGCGACAGCUGCUGCAGCAGAGGCUGCAGUUGCUGCUGCCCAAGCGGCAGCUGAGGUUGUCCGUCUAGCGGGUGCCUCCAAGCCUUUCCCUCAUUUCACAACAAGGGAUAGAAACUUGGCUGCUAUUAAGAUUCAGAGUACUUUCCGGGCAUAUCUGGCAAGGAAAGCACUGCAGGCACUAAAGGGACUGGUGAAACUCCAAGCCCUUGUUCGUGGCCAAGCUGUGAGACGUCAAGUAAUGAAAAAUAUGAAGAGCUUGCAAUCUGGUGCAAAAAUGUACCCAGAGGUCAAGGAGAAGAGUCCUCCUACCACAAAAGUAAUUUGUCAAGACAUCAGGAGAAAACAGAGCCUCAUGCACAAAGAUGAGGUGCGGGAGAAGGACGUUAAACAUGAAUGCAAUAGUCAAAAGAGUUGGAAUGACAGUGUGCUUUCUAAAGAAGACUUUGAAGCCAUAUGGUUAAGAAGGCAGGAGGCAAUAGCCAAAAGAGAGCGCAUGAAGAAAUACUCAUACUCCCAUCGGGAGAGGGCAAAUACUCAUAUGCUAGAAGAAUCAGUGCUCCAGAAAGAACUUGGAAGCUGCAGCUUCAUGGAACCAGGAGCAAAUGCUGAGGCAAAUAAAAGGGAAAGAGUGAUGCUUUUAAAACCAAAUGUACCUUCAAAUCUGAGUACCUGGGAAGCACAUGGUCCACCUCAUGUUAGAUUUGAAAAUAUGAGAAAGCAAGAUACGCUGGAAGAAUUAAAUUCACCCUUUUUGUUUCCAAGAAGAUCAUUUUGUCGGGUGCUGCAGAGUGCAUCUGGAGAUGAAGGUUCCAUCCCAAAUUCUCCAGCUUUUCCUACUUAUAUGGUUGCAACAGAAUCUGCAAAAGCGAAGGCGAGGUCAAUGAGCACGCCAAGGCAACGGGUAGGAUUUUUGGAUACUUGCUUUGAUUAUAGCACGCCAUACAAGGGCGGACUUUCUUUUUGGUCUACUUAUAAUGGUGAACCAUUCAGCAUCAAUGAGAAGAACAGUCUUCCUAGGUAUCGACUUUACUGAGUUGUCAAAGCUUUCUGAGACUACCUUUUUAACUCUGAGACAUGCAAGAGCUAGAACAGCUUCAUGUUACAGGCAAGACCUUUCACCGUUGUGAAGCUAUUCUUGUCAGAUUGGCAUGUGGUGGUUUGGUGAAUCCACAAAAUCUCAUUUCUGGCAAAGUUCAUUUCAGUAUUUAAUGAGGUAUAUAGAUAAUCGUUUGUUUGUUUGUUACUUAUUUUCUUUUCUUUUUUUUCGUUUUCUCUUUUUAUGGGAAAAAGGGUUGUUAUGGGAGGAGUUUUGUGUCAAAUAAUGUGCAAUGAAAGAUUUGGCUUGCAUUUGAAAAAAGUUUCUUUUGGAGUUAUUUGUAAAAUUCCGCUUGAAUGCAGUAGGUGUUAGAACAUUGAAUUGGAAAAUGUAGAAAUUGGCUUGAAGGCGUGUAUCAAUGUCACUAUCGUUAAAAUUU